Molecule: messenger RNA, 2636 nt
Organism: Amorphotheca resinae ATCC 22711
Lineage: Eukaryota; Fungi; Ascomycota; Leotiomycetes; Helotiales; Amorphothecaceae
Exons: 4
Coding region: 264-2558 (764 amino acids)
Source: RefSeq, a predicted model, not a curated record
AGCGCUCUGAUAUAACCAUUCUGCGUCAUUCAGAUGCAAAAUACCGAUGUUCCGAUUCUAAAUACGCAGUAGCUUACCCGUUCUCUUAUAUUUGAUCCGUCGACCCGUCCACAGGGUUCCCUACCUGCGAUUUCGCGAACCCACGUACGACGACGCGGUCGAGCACAUCAAAACAAUUGAAUCCUCCCUAUCCCAGCGCUGGUUAUCGCCACCACAACAGAAGGCGAAAUUCUCGCGGAUAGACUCUACUAUCUGCUGCCAACAUGGCUAUCAUAGAUGUCGCCGAUCAAUACUUUACAUACGAGAGUCGGCUUGCAUCCUUCCAAACAGCACAGCAAGUGUCUAAGAGGAGAACGUCGAACGCGAACUCGAAGGGCCCAAAGUCGACGAAAUGGCCGCACAAAUUUCUAGCUCCGGAAGAGCUCGCAAAAGCAGGUUUCUUCUACUAUCCACUUCAAGCAUAUCCUGAUAAUGUUUCUUGCUUUCUCUGUCACAAUUCCUUAGACGGAUGGGAAAAGGGCGAUGAUCCGCUUGCAGAACAUUUGAAGCACUCACCGGCCUGCGGAUGGGCGAUCGUCGCGACAAUUGAACGGCAGGACGGGGAACUGAGUGAGGAAGACCCUUCAAGCGCCAGGAUGAUCGAGGCACGAAAGGCAACCUUCGCGGAUAAAUGGCCACAUGAGAAUAAGAAGGGAUGGAAAUGUAAAAUCAAGCAGAUGGUGGAUGCUGGAUGGAAAUACACGCCAACGCCUGAGUAUGAUGAUAUGGCUACUUGCACAUAUUGUUCUUUAGCUUUGGAUGGAUGGGAGCCAUCAGAUAAGCCAAUGGACGAACACCUUAGCCGUUCGCCAGAAUGCCCUUUCUUCGCACUUAUCAGAGAUCACAAACCGGGCCCCGCCGCCAAAAGAACCAAAGCAAAGAAAGACAGAAGUUCAAAGAGUUCCAGACUGUCUACCCAAUCAGUUCUUACUACUACCUCGGACGCGCCAUCCCUUCCAGACCUUCCAGCUGAAGAGGAAGAUAGUAUCCUGACAACGGCGACAAACGCAACGGCAACUCAUAGCGAGAAGAAGAUGGGCAAAGGAAAGAAAGCCACUGCCGCGAAGGGAAGAAAAACCAAGGCCAAAAAGAGCGAGCCCAUCGAGGUCGCUGUAGGACCCGAACCUGAGGAUGACGAUUUCGAAGUCAAGGUUGAAAUAGCUACGAAACCUACAAGAGGCAGGAAGAGGAAAAGUGAAGAGAUAAAUGAUUCCACAGCGUCCGCUAUCGAGGUCGAGGAACCACCAGCAAAGAGGAGGACUACACGAACGAGAGGAAGUAUCGCUGUAGAUACUGUUCCUGAUGUGGAAGGGGAUACAAACCAGGCAGUUACAGACGAGGGUUCAAAGUCGAGAGGCAGCCGGACGAGGGGAAGGCCAUCUAGGGCCAGAUCAACCCGUAAAGCAUCAACGGCUACUGUUACUUCGCCGACAGCUCCUGUUCCAAAUGACGAAGAACUAGAUGCAGCACUUCGAGCUGACCUCGACAGACCUUUGACUGAUGAUGAGGAGACACAUGCGGCGACACCUCCACGGAAAGCUACUAGAUCAAGCAAGAUCAUCAAGGCUGACCAUGCCAUGCUCGAGGUCAAACCAGUGGAUAUUGAUGAAGCUGCAAUUGAAGCCGAGCUCGAAGCAAUGGAGGCGGAGUCGAAGCCACUUCCCAAAACGAAGGGCGCCAAAGUCAAGCAACCACGAAAGGCUUCUGCUAAACAACAAGCCGCUGCAAAGAAGGCAGCUGAGGCCGAAAUUAAGGCGCAACAAGCUGUAGAGGAGGAGCCUGAGCAACAGAUUGCGUCUGAGCCUGAGCAACAGAUUGUGUCUGAGCCUGAGCAACAGAUUGCGUCUGAGCCUGAGCAACAGAUUGCGUCUGAGCCUGAGCAACAGAUUGCGUCUGAGCCUGAGCAUAGUAUUUCAAUUCAACAUUCGCCGCCCAUUGACCAUCAAAAGAAACAACAAGCUCCUUCCCCUCAACUACCUCGAGAAUCUCCCGCGCGAGCUCGGUCAUCAACACCGCCACCAAAAGAAAUGACACCAUCUCAGUCACCCCAAUCUUCAGACAUAGAAAACCAGCCUCCCUCCUUGAAGCAAUCGGCCAUUGUCAAUAAGGCGGCCACGCCUCAUUCGAAUACGCCUCAUUCGAAUACGCCUCAUUCGAAUGCGACACGGAUACCCCUCGCAGCCAGUACACCUGUUACGUCUCCAUCUAAACGCAAUGUCAUUGCGUGUCUCCAAAGCGUCAACCCAUGGACUGCUGUGGAUAUCGACGAUAUUUUCCAGGGGCCUCAGGACGAUGAGAACUUAAUGGAGAGGGGGGUUCUGGGAGAUGUGAUUGAAAAGGUGAAAAAUGGUGAGCUAACGAGUCCGGAGAAGAAGAUGACUGUAGAGGAAUGGAUUCAUUACAACGCAGAGAUGGCGGAGGAGAAAUUACGAAACGAAUGUGAGAGGAUGGUGGGGGCUUUUGAGAGGGAGGGAACGAGAGCUAUGAGGGCGUUGGAGGGAAUUGAGUGUAUUGAUUGAGGCAUCAUGGACAUGGCGGUGUUCUGGUUUCGAAGGAUUGGUUAUGGUUUACAAUGCGCUUCGGCGUCUGGGUACGGC